AUGAACAAAAUCGUUAUUAAGAAAAAAGAAGAUAUGAAUUAAAAGGUGUUUUAAUAAACAAAUGAUCAUGCUCCUAUUUAAAAUAAGAAUGAAUUGUAUUAUAUUAGGCUAGUUAUAAGGUUAUGUUAAAUUGACUCUCAGUGGAGCUAAAGAAACAACAAUUAAAAGAAAAGUGAAAAGUAACUUAUAAUAUAAUUUUCAAAGGGACUUUCAAAUAAUUGAAUAAUGCUUAGGUUCUGGAGCUUAUGGGUCUGUUUCACUAGUGAGAGAUAUUAAUAGUCGAAUUUAUUAUGCAAGAAAGACGGUAACAUUUUGAUCAAAUAUAUAAGAUUAGUAAAUCAAAACUUAAGACAUAGGAAUCAUUAGAUAACUUAAAAAGAGAAAUAUUGAUAUAAAAAAAACUUUGUCAUCCAAAUAUUUUAAAAUUGUGCUACUGUUAUGAAGAUUAGAUGAGGUACUGUUAUGUAUCUAAAAAUAAAUAGUGUGUUCUUAAUAUUAGAAUAUGCAGAAUUGGGCUCCCUUUUUUAAUUGAUAAAACGUAAAUAAAGAUUAUAAGAGAGAGAAGCAUAUUAAUACUUUUCAUAAUUGUUAGCUGGUUUAGAAUAUAUGCAUAAAAUGAAGAUUGUACAUAGAGAUUUAAAAGUACAAAUAGAAAUUAUAAAAUAGCCUGAAAACUUAUUAAUAACAAAAUCUGGAGAUUUAAAAAUAGGUGAUUUUGGAUGGGCUACAUAAAUGCCAAAUUAUCAUAAAGCUUUUUGUGGUACAACUGAAUAUAUGUCGCCUGAGAUGAUAUAAUCUUAAACAACUGAUUAUAAAUCUGAUUUAUGGAGUUUAGGGGUGUUGUUGUAUGAAAUGGUUUAAGGAAAAACCCCAUUUUAAGGAAUGACAUUUUUAGAAAAGAGUUAAAAAAUAUUAUCUAGAAGACAAUUAGAAUAUGAAUAUGAUGUUUCUGAAGAAUGCAAAUCAUUAAUUAAUAGUUUACUCUAAUAUAGAAUUCCUUGUAGGCCUACAAUUGAUUAGAUUAAAAAUCAUUAAUGGAUGCUUUCAUAAGGAUAAGAUAGAAAAGGAUCAAUAAGAAGUUCUUCAAUGAUAUCUGUUAAAUCAACUCAUUAUACAUCUGAAGUUCUUGAAAGCUAAUCCAAAAUUUUGGAUAGUCAUUUUGGUUAAAAAUCCUCUAUUUAAGAAUGGGAAGCUAUGAAAUUUAGAAGUUUAUAAUUUUAGUUUUAACGCUAAUAAGAUCAACAACAAUCAUAAGGUAGUUGUUGUUAAAACAAUGGAUUUUUAACUAAAGCUUUAAUUGCUUUAGGAUGUAUUAAUCGAUGA
Messenger RNA from Paramecium pentaurelia, 1323 nucleotides. The record is from the annotation of a GenBank genome assembly. NCBI's taxonomy places the organism in Eukaryota, Ciliophora, Oligohymenophorea, Peniculida, Parameciidae.